Raphanus sativus (radish) is the source of this 1510-nucleotide messenger RNA. RefSeq names its product double-stranded RNA-binding protein 5. Gene Ontology annotation, molecular function: double-stranded RNA binding. Lineage: Eukaryota; Viridiplantae; Streptophyta; Magnoliopsida; Brassicales; Brassicaceae. The transcript has 4 exons. Bases 135 to 1265 code for a protein of 376 amino acids. The record is from RefSeq and is a predicted model, not a curated record.
CUUCCUCUAGCUUCCUUUUUAUUUAGAACCUUACCCAUGUGAGCAAGGAGCUCAAAAGACCUCUACAAAAAGUCUCUCUUCUAGUCAUUACCUCUAAUAAGUAGCCAAACCUUAGAUUGCAGGGGGAAAAAAACAUGUAUAAGAAUCAGCUGCAAGAGCUUGCACAGAGAAGCUGUUUCAGCUUACCAUCAUAUACUUGCAUAAGAGAAGGACCAGAUCAUGCUCCAAGAUUCAAAGCUGCUGUUAACUUCAAUGGUGAGAUAUUUGAGAGCCCUACUUACUGUUCCACCCUCAGACAAGCUGAACAUGCAGCUGCAGAAGUUUCACUUAGUGUCCUUUCCUCUAGAGUCCCUUCUAAAUCCUUGUCUGCAAAGAUUCUUGAUGAGACAGGGAUUUACAAGAACUUGCUACAAGAGACAGCACAUAGAGCUGGUCUUGAUCUGCCAAUGUACACAAGUGUGAGAUCAGGAUCUUAUCACUUCCCAACUUUCUCUUGCACAGUGGAGCUAGCUGGGAUGAGUUUCACAGGAGAAUCAGCAAAGACAAAGAAACAAGCUGAGAAAAACGCAGCCAUUGCAGCUUGGUCAGCUUUGAAAAAAAUGCCAAGCUUGGAUUCUAUGGGAGGAAAGGAAAAUGGUGAAGAAGAGAAGGAACAAGAAGUAGUAGCAAGAGUACUUUCAAGAUUUAAACCCAAAGAAAUGAAAAGAAGAGAGACCACAAACCAAAGGAGAAGAAGUAAACAAUAUACAAACAAGGACUUGUCAGAGAGAUUGAGAUGGAUCAAUCUAUUAACCUAUGAACCUAAACCAUCAUCAACGCAGAAGCAACACAAGAAAACCAGUUUGGUCUCACAUACACAAAGCCAACCAUCAAGAACAAACCUUCAACAAUUCAAAAGGAGAUCAUCACACGAAGCCAAGGCAGAGACAGAGAUGAUGAUGAUCACCACAAGGUCGUUUCCUUUGCACCCGAUGGCUGCUCAUCAUAAAGCCAAACUCAACGGAUCAUCGAGCCGCGGAGGAUAUAGUAACCAAAUCCCAUUUUCCGACAGAGGCAGGUUCAGUUUCGUCGGAGGUUGUAAUAGGCUAGCUCCACCGGUUCAAAUCAGAUCAGUGAUUCCAGUUUUCGCAGCCCCACCAUCAAAACCAAACCCUAGUCCUAGCACAUCAUCAUCAUCAUCAUCAUCAUCAUCAUCAUCCAUAAACUCUUGCUCUGUUCAAGAGAAGACUCUUAACUCAAACGAAAAUUGUGGAUCAAACCCAUGAUUAGUUAGGUGGAUUUGGUUUAAGGGUUGAUCACAAAUUAAAUCAUGUUGUUUGUUGAUUAGAUAAUAGUAAUAUGAUUCCGUCUCUUUUUGAUUGUGUUCUUGUUUUUAUUUUUGAUUUUUUUUUGAAAUUUUUGGACCGACAUGAGAUUUGAAUGCUUGCGUAAAGCACGGAGAACGGAAACAGAGAGCAUUAAGUUAGGGAAGAAGAUGGGACGUUGCAGUUGAGAAAGAAGACCAUUAAAU